GCAGAAUUGAUUGGAACAUUUGUCAGCCCUAAGGUAUCUUUGAAGUUAAUCACAUCAGCCUUUGAGAAAACACCUAUGCCGUCUCACAUUAUGAUCCUGACUGCAGUGAUUCGUGGUAGCCCGAAAGAGAUCUUAAAGCCUCAUUUGACUGAUAUUGGCAAUGCAUUGUCAAAAGAGGAGAACUGUCAAAGAUCUGAAGAGGUCUUUUACAUGGAGCAGUUGCUUUCUUGUGCUCAAGCAUUGAUUGAAGUGUGCCAGGAAGACUGCAAAGAAAUUAGUUUGCAGCUAAUGAAAGUUUUGGUAACAGUAAUGGCAAUACCUAGUUCUCAGCACCUGAAAGAAAAG
This is a messenger RNA of Tinamus guttatus (white-throated tinamou), 345 nucleotides long. The record is from RefSeq and is a predicted model, not a curated record. NCBI's taxonomy places the organism in Eukaryota, Metazoa, Chordata, Aves, Tinamiformes, Tinamidae.